Molecule: messenger RNA, 1541 nt
Organism: Tilletiopsis washingtonensis
Lineage: Eukaryota; Fungi; Basidiomycota; Exobasidiomycetes; Entylomatales
Product: DER1-domain-containing protein
Exons: 6
Coding region: 74-1330 (418 amino acids)
Biological process (GO): endoplasmic reticulum unfolded protein response
Cellular component (GO): Hrd1p ubiquitin ligase ERAD-L complex; endoplasmic reticulum membrane
Molecular function (GO): misfolded protein binding; ubiquitin-specific protease binding
Source: RefSeq, a predicted model, not a curated record
CCACACCGCCGCGCGUCACGCCCGCCCCGCGUUCUUCCCAACCCACCUUCAUCACCCUCUCCUGCCGCCGACGAUGGACGAGAUCAACAAGAUCCCGCCCGUGACGCGCAGCCUCGUGGGCGCCACGUGUCUCGUGUCGCUGCCGACGAUGCUCAAGCUCGUCAGCCCCAUCACCGCCUUCUUCUUCGGGCCGCCGGGCCUCUCCUUCAUCUUCGACCUCUUCUUCCUCUUCCGCCAUGCGCAGGAGCUAGAGCUCAACUACUUCCACCGCCGCACCGCCGACAUGGCGUGGAGCCUCGUCAUCAUGGGCGCCGUCAUCCUGGCGGCCAACUAUCCGCUGCGCAGCAGCGUGCUCCACUCGCCGCUCAAUCACGCCCUCACUUACCUCUGGGCACGCGCAAACCCGCACGGCAGCACGUCGCUCUUCGGCUUCGUCACCAUCCCGGCAAAGUUCCUGCCGUACGCCAUGCUGGCGCUCGACUUGCUGCAGGGCGGGCCUGACGCGCUGAUCCUCGGCGCCACGGGCCUCGUCGGCGCACACGCCUACUUCCUACUGCACGACAUCAUGCCGGCGAGCAACGGCGGGCGCGGGCCACGCUACCUGCCCGCCACGCCUGCCUUCCUCAAGCGCCUCUUGCCCGACAGCCGCGACCCCACCGCGCCGCCGCCGGCGACGGAGGAGCACGGCGCAGUGCGCCGCACCGGCUACGGCGGCAUUGCCUUUGCGCCGCGUGGGCGCGCCUUUGGCGACGGCGGUGCAGCAGCUGCGCCGGCGACGGGCGGCCAGGCGCUGGGCUCAGGCGGGUCGGGCAGCAGCGGAGGCGGCCUCUUCGGUAUGUUCCGACGUGGUGGAGCGACCGCAUCGACCGGCACGAGCGGACCGAGCUCGUCUGGGCCAGAUCGCGAGGCGAUGCUGCGGGCUGCCGAGGCUCGGCUGCGUGCGCAGCGCGAGAACAGCAUUGCCGGACGUAAUGCCGGAGCAGCGCGAGCAGCCAGCCAGGCGGCCGCCAGCGAUGCCGCACGGGCACGCGAGGCGCGCGCAGGACGCAGCGAUCUCGGCGGCCGCGAGAGCAGCACGAGUGCACUGCGCGAGAGCUCGAGCACCAGCACGACGGCUCGGCGUGCGGGCGCCGGCGGCAGCAGCAGCUUUGCGACGAUGGCGCGCGCGCCCGACGCCAACGAGAGCGCCUCGGGCAGCGGCGGCAGCGUGGCCGAGGAGCGGAGAAAGGCGCCGCAGCCGGCGCAAGAGGAGGAGGAGAGGAAGCCGCCAGGCGCGAACUCGACAGGCGGAGGCGUCUUCUCGGGCACGGGACAUCGCCUGGGCGACUAGAAGGCAUGCUGGCAAUUGCACUGCUCUAUUAGUGGGUAUCUAUGCGUCUUCGGCUGCCUGUACAAGCUCGACGAAGCGUCGCGCCUCGGGCCGGAAGCAGUCGGCCUGGUUGCUGGACCUGCACAGGGCGUCAGCGCGGGGUUGCGAGCGGUAUGCGUUGGGCUGCUCACCAGGCAGUCGUGAGGAGCAGCUCCUCGGCCUCUUCAGGCAU